This is a messenger RNA of Suillus discolor, 1895 nucleotides long. RefSeq names its product kinase-like domain-containing protein. Gene Ontology annotation, biological process: protein phosphorylation. Bases 222 to 1811 code for a protein of 529 amino acids. Gene Ontology annotation, molecular function: ATP binding; protein kinase activity. The transcript has 13 exons. Lineage: Eukaryota; Fungi; Basidiomycota; Agaricomycetes; Boletales; Suillaceae. The record is from RefSeq and is a predicted model, not a curated record.
GAAUACCACUAUGUUCGCCCAAAUGUUGGGCGCCCCUGGCGUCCAUCUUUUAUCCUGCAAAGAAGUCGCUGAUUGCAAAUGCUUUUAGUUCCGAGGAUUAUAAUCUUACAAGUCGAAUAUUACCUCUCAAAGGACCGUGUGUGUCUGGAACAUAUACAGAGGUGAACCAAUGCAAUCUCAGAGAUAGCGGGAAACUAGUCGCAGUCAAGUCGUACAGGUCCAUGUCCGGCGAUCCACGCGAGAAUCACUCGGAAAAAAUUCAUCCGGAAUUACAGUUGCUGUCAUCAAACCUUCUUCAUCACGUCAAUAUAGUUCCAUUCCUGGGCUUUAAGAAGGACAAACCGUUUCAUUCUCUGGUCAUGCCGUGGAUGCCAGAUGGCACUCUCACUUCCUUCAUGAGUACGAAUGAAGCAGUCCUUGAAACAGCUGCCAAGGCAACUCUUUUGCACGACAUUUCCUCUGGCCUUGAAUACCUUCAUUCAAACUUGGUGGUUCACGGAAACCUAGAGAGCGACAACGUACUCAUUACUGAGCGACAUAGUGCUUGUAUUUCUGGCUUCCGCCAGUCAGUGAGACUUUCCUCAAGAAAUGCCACAUGCCCUCCGUCCCAGAUGCCGCCUAAGCCCGAAAUUCACUUCACUGGUCCAGAAUGGUUCGAUUCGAAAGACGAUCAGGUAUUUCAACAUCUCCCCAAGACUCUUUUUAAAAGCGACACAUACUCCCUCGGCUGUAUCAUGUUUUAUGUUUUCACAAUACGCAUACCUUGGCAUGAUGUAACAUCCGUAGAAAUAUCUAAUCGGCUCCGGAAGCGCGUGACACCAUCGCGACCCGAGGGUUCGAUAGUCGACGAUAAGCAAUGGGCGCUCAUAGAACCAUGUUUGUCACUUCGUCCACAAAAGCGACCAUUCAUAUUGGAUGUCUUGAACAAGAUCAAGGAUUACCUCGUAUCCAUUGGCACUCCCGAUCUUACUGGGCAGAUCGAAAAGCGGGGUAAUGAUCCUGCUAAUAGAGGAGGCUAUGGGUUGAUCUAUGAAGCCAUCUGGAAGAGAAAGACCGGGGGCCAAGUCAAGGUUGCCGUUAAAGUUAUGCAUUUCGAGGCUUCGCGAAUGGAUCAAAUAAAGAAGAAUUUGAAGCGUGAACUUGCAGCUUGGAGAAGGCUAUCUCAUAUGAAUAUAGUUUCGUUGUUGGGCACUACGAUGGGCUUCGGUCUUAUCGAAGGCAUGGUCUCCCCGUGGAUGAAGAAUGGAUCACUCCAGAAGUACUUGGAUCAAGGGAAUGACGUACCUCUAUCGAAGCGUAUUCUUUGGGUGGAAGACAUCGCCGAAGGGCUGAAAUAUCUUCAUAAGCAUCCUGUAGUUCACGGAGACCUCACUCCAUGCAAUGUUUUGAUCGACGACGACGAAAGGGCCGUACUGACUGAUUUUGGCCUCUCCAUUAUAUUGGGCGGCUUUACCAAUUUGUCGGUCACAUACACCGAUGCAACGACAGGAGCAGUAGCCUGGGCAGCCCCAGAGCUAUUCUCUGACUCCCAUGAUAGUAGGGGACAGGAUCCAAGCGUACCAAGCGACGUGUACUCUUUCGCAUGCCUAAUGUAUCUGAUUUUUACCGGAUCCCACUUGUGGAACAUGACGGGGCGCAACGCCGAAACCAACAUCAUGCUUCGUGUGAGGAAAGGCGAAAGACCUUCUAGACCUGACGCUAUUAAUGAUACCUAUUGGAGCUUGAUUGAGCAGUGUUGGGAUCAAAAGCCAAGUUCACGUCCAAAGAUCAGCGACGUCUUGCUGCGGUUGCGAAACAUAAAUCCUGUGUAAAAAUGAUGACCAGAGUUCCUAUGCGAUAUUUCUCAAUACCUUCAUCUGUAUCAUGUACUCCUACAAUAGAUCUUAUGAAUUCAG